AUGGAACAUUUUUCAAUCGAAGAACGAAGAAGUUUUAUGAAAGAAGAAAUGGAAGUUUUUGUAUCGAAAUUGGAUACUAGAACAAGCGAACAAUUUAAUUCUGCGCUUCAGAAAGCUAUUAUUGAAAGCCUUCUUGAUGGAACUGUUUUCCCGAUUGUUGAGUCUCUUGCUGACUUGCAAAAUAUGACUGAAAGGCAAUUAUUUGCAAAUAGGCAGCAACAGCUGAUUGAAUUGCAGUCUGUUCCGGAUCUUGACACACGAAUGCGACUCAUCGAUAUGGACAUCGUUUACGAGCUUGAUAAAAUAACAACUCAACAGCAAGAUACGUUAGCACGAGCUGGAGUGCCUGGAUUUCGAAUAACAAAGAAUUGCCGAGAAAUUAUACUUCAAAUGGCGAUAAUUCGAUUUAUUGUUGGUGUUCAGAAAAAAAUUCAAAAUUUAUCGAAUAUUUCUUAG
Dracunculus medinensis (Guinea worm) is the source of this 456-nucleotide messenger RNA. The record is from the annotation of a GenBank genome assembly. NCBI's taxonomy places the organism in Eukaryota, Metazoa, Nematoda, Chromadorea, Rhabditida, Dracunculidae.